Molecule: messenger RNA, 984 nt
Organism: Leptonychotes weddellii (Weddell seal)
Lineage: Eukaryota; Metazoa; Chordata; Mammalia; Carnivora; Phocidae
Source: RefSeq, a predicted model, not a curated record
AGAUUGCUCCUUCCUGUUUAUUCAUGGAACUUUCUGGAAGCUUCCUGUCAACUUGCAGUUUUUCUAAGGGGGUCCACAAACACCUUCACCUCAGCAGAGGCAGUUCCUUCCUGCAGCAGCUCAUCCAAUUUGCAGCUUUACCAAAGCUUGGAGAGUCAGCUUCAUUGUAUUUCCCCCUCGCCGCCCCCCCCCAACAGUGCCAGCUGGAUACUUCUCUUCCUCAGGCUUCAUGGAUCUGUUUGGAGACAUAGAUGACAUUUCUUCAGAGAGCGAUGGGGACAGUGAACAAACUAUUCCAGGGCAGCCUGCUGAUGAACAUGGAGUGCCUCAGGACCAACAGGAGGAAGAGCCGAUUUCUGAAACCAGAAUAGAAGUAGAAAUCCCCAGUAUCAACUCCGAUUUAGGAAAUGAAUUGUACUUUGUUAAACUACCUAAAUUUCUCAGCAUAGAACCCAAACCUUUCGAUCCUCAGUAUUACGAAGAUGAAUUUGAAGGUGAGAAAGUGCUUGACGAGGAAGAUAGAACCAGGUUAAGAUUAAAGGUAGAAAAUACGAUAAGAUGGAGGAAACGCCGGGACGAGGGAGGAAAUGAAAUUAAGGAAAGCAAUGCUCGGGUGGUCAAGUGGUCAGAUGGGAGCCUUUCCCUGCAUCUAGGCAGUGAAGUGUUUGAUGUCUACAAAGCCCCAAUGCAGGGCAAUCACAGCCACCUGUUCGUUCGAGAAGACACUGGUCUACGGGGACAAGCUGUCUUUAAAUCCAAACUCACCUUUAGCAGACCUCACUCUACAGACUGUGCCACACACAGGAAGAUGACCCUGCCACUUGAUAAGAGAUGCUCAAAGACACAGAGGAUUAGAAUCUUACCGAUGGCUGGGCGUGAUCCUGAGUGCCAGCGCACUGAAAUGAUGAAGGUGCGUCGGCUAAGCUUUAUCCCAGGAUUUUGGGGGUAUUAAGAGCUGUACUUUUCAGAAUACUAAUUCACAAU